AUGUUUAACUUCGGUGAAUGUAAGAAUCCCAGAAUUGCUUACGUCAAAGGCACGGAUGGCCUUCGCGGUUAUGGCAGCAAACCCGCAAACCAAAAGGACUUUCUUCAUGGUGCAAAAGCAGACUUCGCCGCUAUCUCAAACUUCAUCUGUCAACGCCUGCAGAACGAGUGUCUAGCCCCUGCCUCGACGGUCAGCUUAUACGAUUGGUGGGCUCUAAUAGGUUCGACCGCAAAGGAUAAGCAUGCUGCAGAUGCAUUCAACGAGAACCUUAUGCGAGACAUGAAUCCUACUCGUGUCUCGAAACUGAAGCCUACUCCUAAGCCAAUGCCGAAACCAGAAUACAACAUCGAAACGAAACUCUCAUCACAACAGGUCGAAUAUGAUGGCGACUUGGACCUACUACGGUGGUUCGACAACCGCAUGAUAACAGAUGACCCAAGCAACGGCACGUCCUGCCCUAUAGAUUGGUUUCAUCUGGGAGACUCCAAGGCCAUCAAACUUACGUGUAGCUUCCCGGACGGGUCAGUAGAAAAGCCGCUCCGCACAGCCAUGAACGCACUCAUCCAGGAAUCCGUUACAAAUUCCUCUAUUGCCACGGACGAAAAGCCUUUCUCUCGCUACACAACCAAGUCUGGAGGCUGCAACCGCGGCGGAUUUCCGAAACCCAAGUCGAUUUCUAGGUUCCCCAUGGUGGACGAUAUGAACCUGUUCAAUCUAAUGGGCGAUAGGAAUGAAGAGCAGGGGACGCUGCGUUACGAGAUUUCCGUAGGCAGUAGUCCGUCUUGUAAGGCCUGCGAUUAUCUUGCUAGGGUAUGA
Molecule: messenger RNA, 816 nt
Organism: Alternaria atra
Lineage: Eukaryota; Fungi; Ascomycota; Dothideomycetes; Pleosporales; Pleosporaceae
Exons: 1
Coding region: 1-816 (271 amino acids)
Source: RefSeq, a predicted model, not a curated record